Monomorium pharaonis (pharaoh ant) is the source of this 5282-nucleotide messenger RNA. It is a transcript of the gene PAN2, whose product is annotated as PAN2-PAN3 deadenylation complex catalytic subunit PAN2. Gene Ontology annotation, molecular function: protein binding; poly(A)-specific ribonuclease activity; nucleic acid binding. The transcript has 21 exons. NCBI's taxonomy places the organism in Eukaryota, Metazoa, Arthropoda, Insecta, Hymenoptera, Formicidae. Gene Ontology annotation, cellular component: P-body; PAN complex. Bases 719 to 4702 code for a protein of 1327 amino acids. Gene Ontology annotation, biological process: nuclear-transcribed mRNA poly(A) tail shortening; mRNA processing. The record is from RefSeq and is a predicted model, not a curated record.
UUAUGUAGUUCGAAAUUCUGUCGUAGGCAAAAUUCUUGAAUGAACCGGCGAUCAAGUUAAUUGAAAUUUGAUCCAAAUGACUUGCUCAAUUCGAGACGCGGCGUUUUCCCGGUUGCUUUCACCGGAGAUUCUCGUUGACGGCCCUGGAGGCCGCACACACGCGCCCGCCAUUUCCAGAUGCCGCCAGUGUAUAAGGCCGCGGUGGCGCAUCCUCAUCUCGCGGAAUCGUCGCGCGGACGUCUCUCGCGCGAUCAUGAAUUAAAUUGUGAUCUCGGUGAACGGCGAAGUGCGCAAUUUUCUCCAUGAAGUGAAUACGAAGGAGGGCAGCCGAAAAGAGCGUGUUAUGAGACGGUCGUACAUUACGUCGAAUUUUCCACUCCGGCGGCUUGCGGUGCGCAAAGUGUCUCGCUUGUUGCACAGUUGCCAAGGCGACUAACGUGCGUGCGUACGUGCGUGCGUGCGUGCGUGCGUGCGUGCGUGCAUGCGUGCGUGCACACGUGUGUGUGCGCGCGUGUGUAAGUGCGUUGCGCCGCGUAUCUACAAGUGCGCGGUGUAUUAUGAUAAGAGACCAAUCGGCAUUGUUAUCCGGACAUUAUUCUCCUGUCACCUUUACGCCGCCGUCGCCGUCGACAACGACGACGACGAGAACGCUACUUCGAUGCCCCUUCGACGCCGCGACGACGUAGCCGCCUGAAGAGAACAGCAACCGUCGCGCAUCAUGGACUACCCGGUGUUGGGCCACUACGAUCCCACGGUAGAGGCCCCGGACCAUGGUAGCGGCGAGGAGGAGCAGGAGCUGCUUUGGGAGGAAUGUAGUUAUGUUGUGCCUGGGGAAGUGUCCACUGAAUAUGUACCUGCGACAGAACAAUUUGGAGAGGACUUUACCGGGGCUGAGUUUCAGGAAACUAGAGCAUUGCUCGCAGAUGGCGGAGAUAGAUUUGGAGUUUCCACUGCCAUUUUCGAUACGUUCGAGGAGCUUAUGUGGAUGGGCAAUCAAGGGGGUCAUGUAACGUCUUACUAUGGAUCUGGUUUACAAAAAUAUACCUCUUUUCAAGUCCACGCGUCGCAGGAGAUACGACAUAUUCAUACCAUAGACGAGGGUAUCUUAGUGCUGUCUCAAACCCAGUUGAGAUGUCAGUUGCGAAGAGGCAUACCAAUAUUCACCCACACAUCGGUGAAUAUGAACGACAUGCAGUGUAUGCUGCAAAUUUCUCCAACCAGACUACUCAUGGGUGGUCAUCAGGAUAAAAUAAUCGACUUUAACCUUACUAGAGGAAAAGAGACUGGAUUAGUGGACGUUGAUGAGCGAGGUUGUGCGAUACUACGGCAACACAGUAGGCUUAUCUGUGCCGGUAAUCCUGCAGGAAGGAUAGAUCUCAGGGAUCCAAAUACAUUAUCAAUAGAACAUACUUUGGACACGCAUAGUGGUUCUUUAAGUGAUUUUGAUGUUCAAGGAAACUAUCUUGUUACAUGUGGUUUCAGCAACAGUCGUCAGGGCCUCACUGUCGAUCGAUUUUUAAUGGCCUACGAUCUAAGACAAAUGAGAGCACUAAGUCCAGUUACUACUAUGGUGUAUCCUCUUUUAUUGAAGUUUCUACCAAGUUAUUCCAGUCGGCUCGCAGUGGUAUCGCCGUUAGGACAAAUGCAACUACUUGAUACAAUAUAUGCUAAUGUACAACCAUCAAUGACGUGUUUAUAUCAGGUUGCUACCGGUGGCGCGGCGAUAUUAUCAUUUGAUGUAGCUUCUACAUCUCAAUGCCUUUGCUUUGGAGACUCGGCCGGCUCUAUACAUCUAAUGUCUACUAACAACCCGGAACCUCAAUUCAAUACAUUCUCUAGACCUACGGAGUUUGCCGAUCCAAUUGAAACCUUACCAUCCAUUUCUUUUGAUGACGAUAUUACACCGUACAGUAUUAUACCAAUGAUAUAUUCAGAUCAACCACUUUUAAGUGAUUGGCCUGAAGAAUUUAUAAAAAAAGUUUAUAGGAAAACUCCACCAAUAGAUCCCGAAAUCUUGCGCACAAUGAAAAUGCAGGGAACAAUAGGAUACGCACCAAAUCCUCAGGCUUUUCGCAGAAAUCAAAUACCGUACAAUCUGGAAAAACGACGUGGCUUAGUCGCGAAGCCUUUCGCGGGGGACUCACGGUCUAAAACAGAUGACGGCACCUUUGUAGCCAUACCUAAACGUUAUCGUAAAAUCGAGUUGAAAUACUCACGGCUUGGUUACGAUGAUUUUGAUUUUGAUCAGUACAAUCGAACCAGCUUUUGUGGCCUGGAGGCUACACUUCCCAACAGUUAUUGCAAUGCUAUGCUGCAGUUGCUUUAUUAUUGCGAGCCUGUAAGAGUAGCAUUGCUCUCGCAUUCGUGCCAACGAGAGUUUUGUCUUUCUUGCGAAUUGGGAUUCUUGUUUCACAUGCUGGAUACAUCACGAGGAUUUCCUUGCCAAGCUGCGAAUUUCCUUAGAGCUUUUAGGACAGUUCGAGAGGCGUCAGCUUUAGGACUUAUACUGAACGAUCCAGAAUCCAAGAAAAAGAUCAAUCUAGUUGUACUCAUUCAAAGCUGGAAUAGAUUUAUUCUACAUCAAAUACAUUAUGAGAUACUGGAAACGAGGAAAAGACAACAAAAAGAAGAGGAGGCACGACUUCUUAAGUCAGGUUCCAAAUAUCCCCCAUUUGUUUAUAAUGAACAGGACUUUCCUAGUAUUCUCGAGGAUCUCGGUUCUCGAUAUAGAAACCACGACGAUGAAAGGAAAAAAAAGAGAAAGCAGGAGGAGGAUGGUAAAUAUAUGUGGAUCACAUCGAAAGAUAAGACCAUCAAAAAAUCCACCGAAGAGAAUGAAGUGCGAGAUGACGAAACAGAGAUCAGUCGUCUGUUUGGAUCUGAACAAAUGCAUAUACAUCGCUGUCUCAAAUGUGGGCAAGAAGCUACAAAACAUUCUAUCAUGUUACUUUGUAACUUAGUUUAUCCGGAAAUAAGUAAUCCUUCUGAAGAGGUACCGUUCACAAAUGUUCUUGCCCGUAGUUUAAGACCUGAGAAAAUUACACCUGCAUGGUGUGACAAUUGUCAGAAAUUUACACCUACUCUCCAGUCUCGACAAUUGACUAAACUACCUCAAAUACUGGCUCUAAACUGCGGCUUAGAUACUCAGCAGGAUAAGGCGUUUUGGCAGAAUCAAAUGGACAUCGUAGUACAAAACGUGUUAACGGGAAAGGAGAGCAGUCCUAGCUCCAGUCCUGUGCCCGUCACUGCAAAGCCCUGUCGCUAUGGCAAUAAUUGUACGCGAACCGGAUGUCGAUUCAGGCACGUUGGCCGUGACUCAGAAACAGAAAAAUUAUUGCCAUCGUCCUCUACUCCGUCUACCUCGUCAACCUCGGCGCCCGUUACAUCGCCUCCUAGUCAUUUGUAUUACUUACAUUCCUGGAUACCUCACAACAUAGAGAUCUCCCUCGAAGAAAGCGGAGAGAUGUCAGUUAAAAAAAUUAAUGAACCAAAAAGCGAAUCGGAUAAUGACAUGUCCGCGCAGACAAGCAUGCUCGAAAACGGUCAAGAUGACAAAAUGGUACAAAUAGUUUCCGAGAGCGGGGAUAACGAUAAAGAAAAAGUUGAGAAAAUGUUGCAAAAUUGUAAUAUAGUAUCAAACGAAGAAGAUGGCAAGGCUGUAAAAAGUACAAAUUCGGAGAUCUCUUGUAAUACUCAAAAGAUACAAUAUGGUCUUAGUGCUGUUGUCUGUUACAUCGAUGAUAAGAAUAACGAGGAACGGAGGAACAUUGUAGCACUAUUACGAGUUGGACCAGAUUAUCACGAACGAUCAGGAGGCCACGCCGUAUCGCAAUGGUACAUCUUCAAUGAUUUCUGUAUACAACCAGUGACACCACAAGAAGCGGUAUGGUUUAAUCUCGAUUGGAAAGUGCCGUGUGUGCUCCAUUACACAGCAAUACCUGCUCCUGAACCGAUACAAUUUGUUAGCCCCCUUACGUAUGAUGUAUUCGGAGAAGACAAAUGUAUCGCUCGCAGUGGCGGAACUAGAGGCAUAACGUUUACUCCUCUUUCGUCAGAUGAAAUGCCUAAAAAAGGAGAGUUGGUAGGGAUCGAUGCAGAAUUUGUUACCUUAAAUCAGGAAGAAUCCGAGUUACGGAGUGAUGGAAAAAUGUCUACUAUAAAACCGAGCCAUAUGUCGGUUGCACGAAUCACCUGUAUACGCGGGCAAGGUCCAUUGGAAGGUACACCGUUUAUAGACGAUUAUAUAAGUACUCAAGAACAGGUGGUCGACUAUUUGACAAAAUUCAGCGGCAUUCAGCCAGGUGAUUUAGAUGCGAACUUCAGUAGCAAACAUCUCACCACUCUAAAAUCAACGUAUCAAAAAUUAAGAUUCUUAGUGGACAAUGGCAUAAUCUUCGUCGGGCACGGCCUAAAAAACGAUUUUAGGGUAAUAAAUUUGGUAGUGCCACCGGAGCAAAUAGUAGAUACGGUUUUGUUAUUCCAUUUACCUCAUCAUCGCAUGGUAUCAUUACGCUUUUUGACAUGGCACUUUUUGGGUAAAAACAUUCAAUCUGAAACUCAUGAUUCAACCGAGGACGCACGAGCAGCUUUAGAAUUAUAUCGCAAAUAUAAGGAAUUAGAAAGAUCUGGUACACUGAAAGCAACACUGAAAGAACUGUAUGAAGUUGGCAACCAAUUACAGUGGAAAGUCCCUGAUAGCUGAUAUGAGGAUAAUAUAUAUAACGAUUUAGAUGACGAAAUCAAUAGUGAUAAUGAUAAUUAGAUAAUAGAAACGUUCAUGUCCAUUGUUCAACAUCAUUGUUCAAAAGAUAUUCGGCGAGAGUGCUAAUAUCGUAUUCGUUGAUAAAAUGUUGAUGUUUAAAAUAGGUUCACAUACUCAUCAUUCACAAAGAACAGAUCUAUUCAACGCACAUCUAAUAUUAAUAAACGGAACUUUUUGAGAUCCUAAAAUCAUAAAAUUGAAAACGAAUUGCAGAUUUGAAAAUUGAUAUUCAUUUAGGCGUUUUCACUAUGUUAGAUCAUUGUUGCAUAUGUAUACCGAGAAUCUAUGGUAUACAUAUAUAUGAUAAUAGUAUACAUUUUCAUAAUAAUAAACAUAUAUUAUCGUUUUAUGAUAAUAUAUUAUCAUAAAAUAAUAAUGCUAAUACAGUAUCAUAAAAUGACAAGUGAUUAUAAUACAUUAUCAUUUUAUGUUAUGAUCAUGUAUGUAUACAUACAUUAUAUUAUAUAAAAUAUAAAAUUUUCUUCUAUGAUAUACACACUGGAAAAAAGUUAUUAAUUUG